AUGGGAAAUCAAGCAAGUAAAGUGAUUGAAAAGUCAAAAGAGAGAAAAGAGAGACGCAUCAACAGCAACUCAAAGAGCAAUCGCCGCAGAAGUACAAUUACAUUGGGUGGUCGUUCUCAUUCAUCGCUUGUCAUGGCAGCCAGCAAAAACGUUCAAGCUAACUAUGAUUGGAUUGACGAAAAGCAGGAUCCAACUUUGAUCCACACACCUCCCCCUUUGCCCAAUUCAACAAAGUCUAGACGCCAAUCCAUAACUGAAUUCUUCUCUGGUAGAAAGAAGAGUCUUGCUCAAGAAGAUUUUAGAGAAAUUGACAGACUCCAGAGAUUGCAUUAUUUGUUGAAAAGUGCUCGCAAAUCAAACACAUGGUGUGAUAUUGAAGGUUCAAUGACAAUUGUGGAUGUUGGCACGGGAAAUGGGAUUUGGGCCCUUGAAAUGGCUUCUGAACUGUUGGACUGCAAAGUCAUUGGACUUGAUCUGCGACCUCCUACCGAACAGCAGGGAAAGCCAAAGAAUCUAAACUACUACGAAGCAGACAUUACUGAAAUAUGGCCAUUGGAAUCCAAUUCGGUUGAUUUCAUCUUCCAACGUAAUAUGGGACAAAGUAUUCAAAAAGACCAAUGGCCGCACGUCUUGAGCGAAAUGCUGCGAGUGUUGAAGCCUGGAGGAACAAUCGAGCUGGUAGAAGCUGAUUUGAUCCAUCAUAAUCCUGGUCCAGUGCAAAGAGCAUUUGAUGAAUUUUAUCAAAAUCAAUGCGCAGAGAAUGGCCUUGAUUUUGCAUUUACAGGCAUCAUCAACAAGGAGCUUGAGGCAAUUGGAUUCUCAGAAUUAGAUCAUCGUACAUUAGAUAUACCCAUCGGUGAAUGGCCUCAAGAUUCUGAAUUGAAACAAUUCGGCUUUAUCAAUAAGGAAAUUCAAAAGGCAUUUCUGAGAAAUAGAAAAAGCUUUUAUGUAUCAAAAUGGGGAAUCGCACCUGAAGAUUACGAACUGGCCGUGCAAGAAGUAUUGACAGAAUUUGAGGAUUACCAUGGAUUUUCUCGCUUCAACUGUUGGAUCGCCAAGAAGCCAUCAUCGUAA
Molecule: messenger RNA, 1074 nt
Organism: Mucor velutinosus
Lineage: Eukaryota; Fungi; Mucoromycota; Mucoromycetes; Mucorales; Mucoraceae
Gene: EAF6
Product: chromatin modification- protein eaf6
Exons: 4
Coding region: 1-1074 (357 amino acids)
Source: RefSeq, a predicted model, not a curated record